UGUCUCUCUCCAGUUUUGUGUCACCGUCACGCAGAGAGUCAGGCCUCGCAAACAGACAGCCACCAUGAACAAGCACGACGAAACACAUGUCGAAGUGCUGAAGCCGGCCCCGGAGGGGAUCGAGCUGACGCGCAAUGACUUCUUCGAGGCCCAGCUCGACUCGCUGGCCGAAGCCAAGUCGCCGUGGAGAGUGCUCCGGGAGAACGUCAAGCUGUGCACAGUGAUCUUCAUUGUUCAGAUGAACGGUAUGGUUCUUGGACUGGAAUAUUCCCUGCUGGGUGCCCUGGUCGGCGUCCAGGCCUUCUGCAAGACCAUGGGCCACUACGACGAGAGCACCGAUGCCUAUGCCGUUCGCGCCUGGACCUUGUCUUUAUGGGCUGGAUUAUUCGGAUUGAUGCAAUUCGUUGGACAGUUGAUUGCCGGUGUGGUGGCCGAUCGGUUCGGACGUAAAAAGACCAUCUACCUGAUGAGCUUCAACAUCCUCAUCGGCGUCAUGACCGAGAUCCUCUCCAAGAACUACCAGGACUACACGGGCGCCAAGAUCCUGAUGGGCACCGCCACGGGCCUGAUGCAGGUCGUCAUCCCGACCUAUGUGGCCGAGGUGACGCCGAGAGAAAUCCGUGGUAUCACCAUCGGUCUCUUUGCUUUCAUGCUCACCCUUGGCUCCCUCGUCGGCACGCUGGUCAUCUGGGGCUGCAAUGAGACCUGGGGCGCCGACAUCACCGACAACCGCUCCUGGCAUGUUCCUCUCUACGUCGGUCUGGCCAUCCCCGUGCUGACCCUCGUGCUGAUGACCAUCCUGCUGCCCGAAUCGCCCUACUGGCUGGUGCUGAAGAACCGCCCGCAAGACGCCCAGCGCAGCCUGAAGAGCCUGCACCCGAACAAGUCCGACGCCGAGGUCGAGCGUCUGAGCCAUCUGCUGCAGUAUACCGUGCUCAAGGAGCGCGAGCACCGCGAGUCCACCGCCGACGCCUCCUAUCUCGAGUGCUUCCAGGGCACCAACCUGCAGCGCACCUUCUGCGCCAUGUUCCCCUCGCUCGCCCAGCAGCUGGUGGGCAACCAGCUUGUCCAGUCCUACUCGACCUACUUCUUCGAGGAGGCCGGCGUCAGCAACUCCCUCUUCUCCAGCGUCAUUGUCUCCUGUGCCGGUCUGGGCGCCGCCAUCAUCGCCUUCUUCUUCGUCGAGAACAAGAAAGUCGGUCGUUACAACCUGGUCUUCUGGGGUGUCACUGGCAUCACUCUUUCUAUGCUCGGCAUUGGUGUGAUUGAUUCCGCGGAUCAUGGCAAUACCACCACCGGCGCAGGUAUCGGUCUCGUCUUCUUCAUCGCCUUCUUCAACGCUGCUGUGGCUGUUGGACCGGGUGUGGCAGGAUGGUCGUAUGCCGCCGAAAGUGCCUCUGCCCGACUGCGCGCAAAGACCGCCACGCUGGGAACGGGCGCCAACGCCAUCAUCGGCACCGUCACCAACAUCGUCAUCCCCUUCGAGCUGGACGCCAUCGGCUCCAAGACGGGCUACAUGUUCUUCGGUCUGGGUGUCAUCUGCAUGGUGCUCAUCUACCUCUGGAUCCCCGAUGUCACGGGCCGCACCUACGCCCAGCUCGACGAGCUGUUUGAGCGUCGCAUCCCGGCGCGCAAGUUCAAGGAGACCGAAUGUACCGGUGAAUACGGUGCGAGCAUGGAGUAGGAUGGGCAUUCUGGAUGGGGUUUGUAUUGUAGGAUGAUAGUAAUAGUAUAUAUCUAGUCUAAUGAGUAGAUGACCACUUUAUAGUAGACUAUAGUAUCUAU
Molecule: messenger RNA, 1785 nt
Organism: Penicilliopsis zonata CBS 506.65
Lineage: Eukaryota; Fungi; Ascomycota; Eurotiomycetes; Eurotiales; Aspergillaceae
Exons: 6
Coding region: 65-1684 (539 amino acids)
Biological process (GO): transmembrane transport; carbohydrate transport
Cellular component (GO): membrane
Molecular function (GO): carbohydrate:proton symporter activity
Source: RefSeq, a predicted model, not a curated record